Bufo bufo (common toad) is the source of this 2284-nucleotide messenger RNA. RefSeq names its product solute carrier family 16 member 10 (gene SLC16A10). The record is from RefSeq and is a predicted model, not a curated record. NCBI's taxonomy places the organism in Eukaryota, Metazoa, Chordata, Amphibia, Anura, Bufonidae. Gene Ontology annotation, molecular function: monocarboxylic acid transmembrane transporter activity. The transcript is spliced from 6 exons. Bases 261 to 1772 code for a protein of 503 amino acids. Gene Ontology annotation, biological process: transmembrane transport.
UCUUCCAGAGGUUUAGCCUUAAAAAAACAUGGUACCUCGAGCGAGUGAACUGGCAGUAGCUGUGUCCGAGGUGACAGGAGCGGGGGCAGGGGAGCGCGGCUCGUGCUGGCUCUGUCACAUUACACCAUUACACCAAGUUCUUCUUAUCUCCUGAGUUGUGCUGCCCUGAGAGGAGACCUGGGAAGUGACUGCCAGCCCUCCCCUGUGUAUGACAGCGGGUGGGAAGCCUGUCCCCAGUCUGAGGUGAAGCCAGUGCAGCGAUGACGGACGACAGAGCCCAUGUGGAGACAGAGCUGGGGGCAGAGGAGUCUCCUACUGAGGUCCCGGCAGAAGAACAGAGCGCAGCAGUGGAGGAGACCUCACCCCUCAACGUGGAGGAGAAGAAAGAGAAUGGAGAGUGGAGUGAGGACAAGAAGCUGGAAGUCAGUGAGAGCGCAGGGCAGAGCGCGGAGCUCGCUCCCCCGGAGGGCGGCUGGGGCUGGGUUGUCAUGCUGUCUGCCAUGUGGUGCAAUGGCUCCGUGUUUGGCAUCCAGAACGCCUGCGGGGUCCUCUUUCUGUCCCUGCUGAAGGAGUUCGGCUCCGCCGAUGAUCCGCAGCUCAUGUUCAAGACAGCAUGGGUGAACUCGCUAUCAAUGGGAAUGAUAUUCUUCUGUUCCCCUGUGGUCAGCGUAUUUACGGACAUGUUUGGAUGUCGAAAGACCGCAGUUAUUGGUGCUGCAGUUGCCAUUAUUGGCCUUUUUUCAAGUUCUUUUGUCAAGAGCUUGGAGCCUCUUUAUUUUACUUAUGGAAUUUUAUUUGCCUGUGGCUGCUCAUUUGCUUACCAGCCAUCCCUGGUGAUCUUGGGACACUACUUUAAAAAGCGCUUGGGUCUAGUAAAUGGUAUUGUCACAGCAGGCAGCAGCCUGUUUACUGUGUCACUGCCCUUUCUGCUCACUUAUUUGCUUGAAAAAAUAGAAUUUUAUAAUACACUGCGUGUAUUAUGUGUCUUGAUAUUUGUGCUCUUUUUGGCUGGAUUUACCUACAAGCCACUGUUGCCUACUAGAAGCAGCAACAGGCGUAAAAAGAUCUUCAAUUUCCACAUCUUCAAAUACAAGACUUAUUGCAUAUGGGCAUUUGGAAUUCCAGCAGCACUUUUUGGCUAUUUUGUGCCUUACGUUCACUUGAUCAAACAUGUUUCGGAGCGUCUGGGAACUGAGGUCAAGGUAGAGGUUUUGUUGCUAUGUAUCGGCGUUACAUCUGGGGUUGGAAGGCUUGUUUUCGGCAGAGUUGCAGAUUACAUUCCAGGUGUCAAGAAAGUCUAUUUACAGGUGAUAUCUUUUUUUUUCAUUGGACUGAUGUCUAUGAUGAUUCCAUUGUGCCACAGUUUUGGUAGCUUGAUUGCUGUGUGUCUCUUCAUGGGCCUGUUUGAUGGCUGCUUCAUAUGUAUUAUGGCUCCAAUCGCAUUUGAACUUGUUGGGCCAGAGUAUGUGUCUCAAGCAAUUGGAUUUUUGCUUGGAUUUAUGUCCAUUCCUAUGACUGUUGGCCCACCUGUUGCAGGUUUUUUGCGUGACAAACUUGGUUCUUACGAUAUAGCAUUUUAUUUGGCGGGUAUCCCCCCAAUCAUUGGUGGAUUUAUCUUGUGCCUUAUCCCUUGGAUACAUGAAAGGACUUUAAAGGAGACGAAAAAAGAGCUGGAUAAAGAGGCUGAAGAGAAAAUUCUGGAUAGUGCUGCCAGUGCAUUAACACCAGGCACAGCAGAAAAUUCUAAAAAGGAAGAUGUCUCCAUCAUAUAAUUUCCCUUCUUUUACAGUGUAUGACAGUGACUUCAUUGUAACUGGUGCUACAAAACCAAAGCUGUAUGAUCACAUUAGGGUGUUUGCUUACAUAUAUGACUAAGCCUGUCAUGUCAGCCUAUGUGUGGGUAUCAUGCCAGGACUAUUGAGCAGCCUUAUGAAUGCCACAGAAAAGUAAUGCAUAUUCAGAAGUAGCUUUACAGCAAUACAGGGCUUGUUUUAUAUAGCAUCCACAAUACCAAUAUUCAGUUUCAGUGACUGAAAAAUGUUCUACUUUGUUUACCAGAUUUCUCUGCACAAAAUUUGUCGGAUUUACAAUCACAUUAGAUUGCUGAAGUAUAGUGUUAGUGUAGUUUGAUGUGUUUGAAUUGCAAUGUAUUUUAUUUUGCAGACUGCUGGCAUUAUGAUUAUUAUAUUAUUUUUUUUUGCAAUCAGUGCUGGGUAUUCACAUACAUUUCUGCUGCAGGGUCUUGUUUGUCCAAGAUUUCAGGAUUACCUAAAACUAUAAGGCC